Molecule: messenger RNA, 3675 nt
Organism: Nannospalax galili (Upper Galilee mountains blind mole rat)
Lineage: Eukaryota; Metazoa; Chordata; Mammalia; Rodentia; Spalacidae
Gene: Xpc
Product: XPC complex subunit, DNA damage recognition and repair factor
Exons: 16
Coding region: 84-2858 (924 amino acids)
Biological process (GO): nucleotide-excision repair; mismatch repair
Cellular component (GO): cytoplasm; nucleotide-excision repair factor 2 complex; XPC complex
Molecular function (GO): single-stranded DNA binding; damaged DNA binding
Source: RefSeq, a predicted model, not a curated record
AAGACUUGGCCCGCCUCAGGGCGGACCCGAGGACCGCGGCUUUCUGCGACCUGGCGUGAGAAGCUGGAGGACAGCUGGGCGGCAUGGUUCGGAAGCGCGCCGCGGGCAGGAGGCGGCGGGGACGGAAGCCGAAGGGUCAGGACGCUGAGGACCAGAGCGCGGCCCGGCCUGCGGAGAGCGAGGCGGAUGACUUUGAAGAUGAGAAACCAAAAUCCCCAAAGAAGUGCUUUCUCUCAAAAGUUUCCAAAGCAAAGAGGAAGAGAGGCUGCAGUGAUCCAGGGGCCCCCGCAGAUGGGCCAGUGAAAAAGAAAGUGGCCAAGGCAACUGUUAAGGCUGAGACCCUCAGUGACGGCGAAGAUGUCAGGGACUUUGCAGGUCACAUCAAGAAAGUGAAGCAUCCAGAGAGAGAGGUGAUGGACAAAGACAGUGAUGAAGACGAGGAAGAAAGUGACGGUGACUGGGAGGAGGUGGAAGAACUAACUGACCCUGUGCUGGACAUGGGAGAAAAUUCUACCUCUUCUCAGUCUGUUCUGCCUGUGAAGCCAGUGGAGAUAGAAAUUGAAACACCAGAGCAGGCAAAGACAAGAAAAAGACGUGAGAAGAUAAAGAUGGAGUUUGAGACGUAUCUGCGGAGGAUGAUGAAACGUUUCAAUAAAGAAGUGCACGAGAACAUGCACAAAGUUCACCUGCUGUGCCUGCUGGCAAAUGGCUUCUAUCGAAAUAGCAUCUGCAGCCAGCCAGAUCUGCUGGCUAUUGGCCUCUCCAUCAUCCCAACUUGCUUUACCAAAGUGCCACCUCAAGACAGGGACAUCCGCUACCUCUCCAACCUGGUGAAAUGGUUCAUUGGAACAUUCACAGUCAAUGUGGACCUUUCAACCAGUGAGCAGGACAGUCUGCAGACGACCUUGGAAAGGAGGUUUGCCAUUUACUCUGCAAGGAAUGAUGAAGAGGUGGUCCAUAUAUUUCUUUUGAUUCUCCGGGCCCUGCAGCUGCUCACCCGCCUGGUGUUGUCCCUACAGCCCAUUCCGCUGAAGUCAUCUUCAACAAAGGGGAGGAAACCUUCCAAGGAGACAUGCAAAGAUGGUCCUAGAGACUCCUCAGAACCUUCUAGGCAAGUUCCAGAAAGCCACAACAAAUCCAAGAUCAGCAGAACACACCAACAAGAGGAGCCCUUUUCUAAAGGCCGUGGCAAGGCAAGCGCUGGCCAGAAGAGCAAGACUGCUGCUUACAGCAGGCAGUGGAGAGGGCCCUCCUUCAGUGAGGAAAAGGAGCUCGGGCAGGAAACCCGGAGCCGUUCCCGGGCCCGGGUGCGGCGGGUGGCCACCAGGGUGUCUUACAAAGAGAGUGGGAGCGACAAGGCUGGCAGUAGCUCUGACUUUGAACUUUCCAGUGAAGAGGCCCAUUCUUCCUCUGAUGAGAACUCAGAGCCAGGCUCUUCAAGGCAGAAAAGGGCUCCAGCUCCUAAGAGGACAAAGGCUAGGUCUAAGGGUGGCUCCAGGACCCACCGUGGAAGCCACCGUGAGCCUCCAGGCUUUCCAGCAUCUUCGAGCUCUUCAAGCAGUAACAGGUGCAAGAAGGUUUCUAGAGGUGGUGAAGAGGCAGAAGACAGGAGAGCUGCUGGUGUAGACCAGUGGCUGGAGGUGUUCUGUGAGCCACAGGCAAAGUGGGUGUGUGUAGACUGUGUGCACGGUGUGGUAGACCAGCCCUUGGCUUGUUAUAAAUACGCCACCAAGCCCAUGACCUAUGUCGUGGGCAUUGACAGUAAUGGCUGGGUCCGAGAUGUCACUCAGAGGUAUGACCCAGCCUGGAUGACAGCAACCCGCAAGUGCCGGGUUGAUGCCGAUUGGUGGGCCAAAACCUUGAGACUCUACCAGAGCCCAUUUACGGAACGGGAAAAGAAAGAAGAUUUGGAGUUUCAGGCAAAGCAUCUGGACCAGCCUUUGCCUACAGCCAUUGGCACAUACAAGAACCACCCUCUAUAUGCCCUGAAGCGCCACCUCUUGAAAUUCGAGGCCAUCUACCCUGAGACAGCAGCAAUCCUUGGGUACUGUCGCGGAGAACCUGUCUACUCCAGGGAUUGUGUGCAUACGCUGCACUCCAGGGACACGUGGCUGAAGCAAGCAAGAGUGGUCCGGCUCGGAGAAGUGCCCUACAAGAUGGUAAAGGGCUUCUCCAACCGGGCCCGGAAAGCUCGGCUUGCGGAGCCCCAGCUACAGGACUACAAUGACCUGGGCCUCUUUGGUCACUGGCAGACAGAGGAGUAUCAACCCCCCGUGGCUGUGGACGGAAAGGUGCCUCGGAAUGAGUUUGGGAACGUGUACCUCUUCCAGCCCAGCAUGAUGCCUGUUGGCUGUGUCCAGAUGAACCUGCCUAACCUGCACCGUGUGGCCCGAAAGCUGGGCAUUGACUGCGUGCAAGCCAUCACUGGCUUUGAUUUUCACGGAGGCUACUGUCACCCUGUAACUGAAGGGUACAUUGUCUGUGAAGAAUUCAAAGAUGUACUCCUGGCCGCUUGGGAAAAUGAGCAGGCACUCAUUGAAAAGAAGGAGAAGGAGAAAAGGGAGAAGCGGGCUCUGGGGAACUGGAAGCUGCUGGUCAAAGGACUGCUCAUAAAGGAGAGGCUGAAACUCCGCUAUGGGGCCAAGAGCGAGCCAGUAGCUCCUCACACAGGUGCAGGAGGUGGACUCUCAUCUGAUGAAGAGGAGGGGACCAGCUCACAAGCAGAAACUGCCAGGGUCCUGGCUUCCUCUUGGCCACAAAACCGAGAGGCCGAAGAGCAGCAGCCCAAGUGCCCUAAGAAGACCCGGAGGAGGGCGGCUGCGGCAGCUUCCCACCUCUUCCCCUUUGAGAAGGAGUGACCUGAGUGCCUUCCUGCUCACGCAGUCCUCUGCUUCAAGUCCCAAGGCUGGGUGGCAGUUCUCUGCUGAGAAGGCAAACAGUUGAUCGGGACCCCAGGCCAAGUAGAGGUUGUGCUGCAGGUCCAUCUGGUACCAGCCCUUGCCAGAUCCCCACAGGGUAGGGCCUUGGAAGUUGACCAGAACCCACAUUAAGGCUAGGAACAGUACCCUGGGAGAUACCUUCUGACCUCUUGACCUUGUUAUUCCCAUCAUUGCAAAUGUUUAUUUUUUUCUAAAGGAUUUUAACCAUGUUGCCCAGGCUGGCUUAAAAUUCAAAAUCUUCCUGCCUCUUUGUGCUCAGGGCUGGGAUUACAGGCAUGUGCCACCACGCCUUGUCUGUUUCUUGUUUUAAAAAGCCAUCACUGGGAAAGUUCUGAAUAUUGGAGCAUUUGGGGAUGCAUCCCUCCUUUAGUGCAGCCGGAGUCUUCACACGUCAAGCUCUUGUGUCUCCACACUCCUGCAGACCAGGGUGUCUCCUGUGCAGAUCUCUCACAUGGUUUUGACUUUUGCUCAGUGCUGUCUCUGUGGUCAGGGAGACUACAAGUCCUCUCCUGUCAGAACACCUUGGGUGGGGGAUUUGUGGUGGUAGAAGACAAGAAUAGAAUUUAAAUCAAGAAUGAAGAACUUGUUGAGAAUUAUGGAAAUAUUAGUAAAAGAUUAGUCUUAAACUAGAUUUUAUUCUUUCCUGGAUAAAUUCACUUAGCUUAUCUUAUGUUAGCAGAUACUCAGGAGAAAGAACUUUUAUAAAAUCUUGAUAAAAUAAAGCAUUUACCUAGAA